Messenger RNA from Saccostrea cuccullata (small rock oyster), 1735 nucleotides. Its product is annotated as protein rolling stone-like. The transcript has 3 exons. Bases 450 to 989 code for a protein of 179 amino acids. The record is from RefSeq and is a predicted model, not a curated record. Lineage: Eukaryota; Metazoa; Mollusca; Bivalvia; Ostreida; Ostreidae. Gene Ontology annotation, cellular component: membrane.
CUUUGAUCCUGUUUUCUGCUGUAGGAAUUAGUUAUAUGUGACUGCAAAUUACCGGGCAGUCGGACUACUGGGCUGUCGGACUAUCGGACCGUGGGACUAUUGGGCUGUCGGACUAUCGGACCGUGGGACUAUUGGGCUGUCGGACUAUCGGACCGUCGGAAUACUGGGCGGACACCUAAUUUUUUUAUGUAGGUCUAUUUCAAAGUAUCAGAUCAAAAUUGCUUAAAUAUUUUCAUUUUUGGAAUGAACACUUUUUGUUGGUUAAUUGUGUGACUUUGCCUUACUUAAAGACAUAUUCGUUGAGGUGAGCUCUGUAAUCUCUGAUUACCUAUGUUUUUUUCCCUGCAUGAGUGGCGACAGGUCGCCUGUUGUCAUGGUAUAGUAAACAAUAGAUAUUGAACACAUCGUCAAACCGGAUACAUUACAAAACAGGUCAAGCAAAUCUUGUCAUGGAUAACUCACGACCGUGUUCUAAAGAUGAAUUCCGAGUGAAAAAUUUUCUACUGGAAUACGAUCAUCCACGUGAUUUUGUCAAGUUUCAGACCAACAUUAGCUAUCUAAACACGUGCUCCACGCUGGUGGAUGCAGCCUGCGUCAUUUACGUUUACUUUUGCCGAGUGGACAUUAAAAAUGGCGGAUCAGUGACUGUCAUAGACAUAUUAACACACGGAGUUAACGCUGUUUACGUUAUCGUCAAUGUUAGCGUCACAGCCGUUCCUAUCCGGAUCUAUCAUCUCUUCCACGGUGUUUUAUUCGGAGUAAUGUAUGUCGUUUUUACUGUGAUAUACUAUGCCGCUGGAGGGACCAAUCACCAAGAUAAAGCUUACAUUUACUCAGUGUUAGACUGGGAUAAUCCGGGCAUUACUCUAGCGUACUGCUUAGCCGUUGGAAUAGUCGCCAUGCCCCUCUGCCAUCUUAUGGUUUACGGAAUAUACGCUUUAAGGCGAUGUCCAUGUAGAAGAAACGAAGAUACUUCAAAACCAGUCUAACCAAGUUUAAAAACUCAGGAGAAGUCCUGGUUCAGGGGAAUCUGAUAUAUACUAGAACUCAGUCAUAAAAAUCAAAGUACAAUGUAUUUCCUUUGUAAAUCAGUGUUGAAUAUGAUCACAUGCACAUUGUACGUCUUAAAAACAAGGUACAUGUAUUUCUCUUUCUUGAUAAUAAAUGUCCUUGUUAAUUAUUAUACAAAUAUUAGUGUUGUCACGAUGAUCGAUUUAUAAUCGAUGAUCGGUCGGAAAGGCUGUCGAUUUUAGACAAUCGAUUUGAGAUUUUAACAAUCGAUUAAUCGGUAUAUUUCAGCACAUAUCUUUUUUAUAGUUUUCUCACUUUUAUUUCAAGAACAGGCUCUUGUUAUCAAAAUAUAUAUCUUUCAAGAGUUGUCCUUUACUAUUUUAGAAUACAUGUACUUAAAGUCUGUUUAAAAUAAAUCAAAAGAUAAUGAUAUUUGUAUUUCUAAACUGAAGAAACUAAACUACUUGUUGAAGUAAAAUAUAUUAAUUUUCAGUAUUUGGGGGAAUUCACCUGUCAUUUCAUACGGAAUCACAAGGAAUUUGCAAUAUUAAAUGUCUUAUAACAGUUUAAAAUAUUAAUUCCAUAUACAUUUUAGAUGAUCAUGUAAAUUAAAACCUGAUCUGUCAAUGCUUACUUUUCCCAGGCCAAGUAAUUCCUAAUCAUGCAAAAAUCUGUAUUACUGAAAUCUUUAAUCAAACUGCAUAUAUACUGUUUUUAGAAUUUC